AUUAGAAUAUUUACUGGAAAAACAUAGUGUUCAAGAAAUGAAUUUCUUGAAGGAGAAAAAAGAGAAAGCUCUUUCACAUCAAGAUCAUUACAAGAUACUUCAGGAAAAGCAUAAGCAGGAGUUAGAAGAAAUGAGAAAAGCUGGACAUGAAGCCUUGAGUAUUAUUGUUGAAGAGUUCAAGUCAUUGCUACAGUGUACAGUUCAACAGCAAGAAGCAGCUACUGAAAAACAGUAUAUACUAGCAAUUGAAAAACAUUCUUACAAAUGUCAAGAGCUUCUUAAUGCUCAGGAAUCAAGAAAAACCACAGGACCUCUGUAUUUAUAUUUGAAUCUACAUCAAACAAUUUUCAUUUGGAACCAUUGCCUAGAAAACUUCUUUCAGGGCGGAAAAUGUAACCUAUUUUUGAAUGCCUUUUGUUUUAAGUUGCUACUUUGCUUUAAGUUGCUGUCCUUACUGCUUUCUGGAGAAUGGGGUAGAAGUGAUAGUACAUGUAUCUCUCCAGUUUGGAAUAUCACUUUUCAGAAAGAUAUGUCUUUUCUUUUGUUGGAAAACACUGUUAUAUGUUUUAUGGGCCUUCUUGUCCCACUACAGUUUUACUCUUCAGAAUUUUCACACAUCAGUAUUUUGCACUCUGCAUUCAGUAACUCUCCAACCAAGGAAUAAGAAGGUGCAAACAAUAGCUUUGUAAGAAAGUAGGACAGAUAGGUGACUAAGCGGUAUGUGAAUUUAAAGAUUUUAGAGCUGGCUCAGUAUCUCUCCAUAAUAUGCCAAAUAGCUUACAUGCAUUAUAUGUAUGUGUAGCCUACCAAACUUAGACUGUUAGAAAUAGCAUGUUUCAAUAUACAACAAUCUUGUAUAUUCUACUAAUAGGGACUAAUUCACCCACUACAUUCCCAGUUUUUUUUCCUACCUUCAGAUAAUAUGUAGCUAUAUCUUCAUCAAUUUCUAUUUCUGCAGUUUAGUCAGAGAAUUAAUAUGGUAUUUUUCUUGAAUAAUGGAUAAUUAGAUUGAAAAUUCAGGCAUAUUUAGACUUCUUUUUUCCUAUUUUCUGAUCCUUGAAUUGUUGAUAAAGAAAAACCUUACCUCAGGUUCCAUUUAAAAGCUUUAUAGGCAGUCUUACAGUCUAGACAGGUUAGGUACUUUUUCCAAACAUAAGACUCCAUAAAUAGGUAUCCAUCAUAAUUUUCUUAGAAAAAUUGGAAUAGAAAUGGUUGCUUUUGUAUGGACACUAUUUCCAAUGAACUCAUUAGCCCACUGACAGGAGACUGAUCACUGUUACUUAAACAGUUUUAUUAGUUUUUUUUUGUUGGAGAAUGGACAGUUAACAAGUACAAUUACCAGGAGGUCUCAAACUGGACAUGCAGAUAAGACUUAAAGUGACCUUUUCAAUGCCUGGAAAUCCAAUGAUUGUAUAGAUAGUUCAUAUCAGUGGAAAAAAGGAAAUGUUGAAUGAGAGAAGUGGGUUAUGAGACAGGUUUGCUUACCUAUAGGCAUUUAUGUCUGUGAUCUUUUAAGCACUGGUGAUCUUUAUAGAUAACAAGCCUUUGCUGUAUUUGAACAAAACUACAAGCCAAAUAAACAAAUGCAAAACAUUCCAUUACUUAUAGUUAGCCAAAAAAUACAAGUGUGUGUAAAGGCUCUCAACAGAAGAAGAUUUAGGUUGGAUAUCAGGGGAAGUUCUUUAUCAAGACAGUGGUGAGGUGCUGGAACAGGCUGCCCUGGGAGGUUGUGGAUGAAGAUACAUUUCAGUUAAAAAAUAAAUAAAUCUAGUUGUCCAAAUAAAAAUUUUGAGGCCAAGUAAGGAAUUAUUCAAAAUGUUUCGCAGGUCUAGUACAAGAGAAUUUGCUUUUCUGGGUUGCAUGGAUAGCUGUUGCAACAUCUGUGAUAGUAUACUGCUGGAAAUUGAGAUGUGAGGGUAACUGCUUAUGGAAGGGUUAAUCCACAUGAAUAAAAAUGUAUAUUGUAAUAGGAAAGGACUGCCAAACUAUUCACAAAAAGUUUAUAAUCUCAAUCAAAUUAUAAUCUUGUACUCCCUCGAGAUACAGGGAAGCUUUGUAAUGAAAAGAAGUUGUAACGAAAUAUGCCAGAAAUCAUUAGCUUAUAGCAUUCUAAAUGUACUUAGAAAUAGUUAAUUUUAACAUCUUGAAAAAUCAUGAGUGUGUAUCUAUACACAGCUACAGUUCUUAAAAAAUUUAUGUGGAUUCCAUAAAAUACAAAAUGCUAUAUAUGUAGAUUUUCUAAUGUACCUUGGAAAUACGAGAACCUAAACUAAAUUAAAGUGAUCACACUUGAAAUGACAGUUACAGCAGCCUUCAUGUUUUUUUGUAACCUUACUCAAUAGACUUGUUUUGUGCUUAUUGGUGAGCAAAAGCAGUAUUUUGUAUUUCCCUUUCUGCUUCCAGAAGCAGAUGAUUUAUAUUAUACUGUUGUCUGUAUCCCCUUUAGUUUGGUACUGUGUCUGACUGGGUCUAGCUGUUACUAAACUCAUUACUGUCACAAUGGCUGGCUGUUGUAACUUUUUCCUGUUUUGUUCAAGUAAGCAGUUGUUUAUUCUUUGCAGCAAAGGAGAUUUUUUGUUUGUUUCUGCAGAAAUUUAUUAAAUAUUAGAACAUUUGA
Messenger RNA from Meleagris gallopavo (turkey), 2617 nucleotides. The record is from RefSeq and is a predicted model, not a curated record. Lineage: Eukaryota; Metazoa; Chordata; Aves; Galliformes; Phasianidae.